GGGAUCUUUUUAAAAAUAGGAUCACUGUUAAAAUUGGUCAAUAUGAAAGUGUAGGUGAACUCAAGAGACUUAUUAAAGCUGAAAAAAUGCACUUUUCAAUUUUUGGCGCGAGCGACCUUAGGUUAUGGCUUACGGAUUUACCAAUUGGAGAAGGUAACGACAUUCCAGAAUGGGAUCUUCUCGACCAUGAUGAAAUUUUUUCAAAUAAUCAAGUUAGAUUCGUUUGGCAAGAAGAUCCGGAUUUAUCAAAAAUACAUGUAAUCAUUAAACUACCUGAAAUUGAUCAACCGAAAAAAAUAAUUUUAAAUUGUCUCGUUAUUUCUCAAGCAUCAUUUAAAAGUAUCUCAAGACAUGAUGUUAUUACGCUUGAGACAUCUCAUGAUAAAACAGUUGAUCAACUAAGGCCUAUGAUUAAGGAACACUGGUCAUCUUUAUUUGAAAAUAUUCUUCCUACCAACUUUAUUCUUCACUAUAUCGAUAGAAGUACAACAACAACUAUCCAACAACAAAUCAAUUUUUAUAAAGAAGGAAAUGGUGAUCUUGGUAAUUUUGGUACAGAAUUAGUUCCAG
Funneliformis geosporum is the source of this 570-nucleotide messenger RNA. Lineage: Eukaryota; Fungi; Glomeromycota; Glomeromycetes; Glomerales; Glomeraceae. The record is from the annotation of a GenBank genome assembly.